AUGUUCCAUCGAUCUUUUACUUCUCUCCCUCAUUCUCUUCACGCCAUUUCCUUACCCUCUACACUCUCUCCUUCGCGACUCCUUAUCCGCGACUCUUUCUCCGCUGUUCCGAAGCGAUCCUAUACCCGAUCCUACUCUACCGCACCGAGUCCCUCCGCCUCCAUCCACCCAUCACCACCGCCCGCGAAGCGCUCUCGUCUCCGCCGCUUCAUCGGCUUCACCUCAAUCGCCGUCUUCGCAUUCACCAUCGGGCUAACCUACCAAACCCAACGCACCCUCUCACGGAUCAUGGCCACCCCAACCGAAGAGGAGACCCUAAUCGCAUUCAUUGCGACGGACCCUGUGACCUCCAAGAUCGACAACACAAUCCGCACCCACCCCGUCGCCGAGGCUCUCCGCGCAGACCCCGACUUCACCGAAUCGCGCCCACACCUUACAAUCCCGGAGCCUCUCCGCGAACGCAACCUGACCGCCGGAACGCUAGCAGGACCCGGGAAGAUCGUCGUGCCGCCAUAUGUAUUCAGCGAGCGCCGGGGUAAAACCAUGAUCUCGCUCAUGUAUCUCGGCGGUGAUGUCUGCGGUCACCAGGGCAUUAUUCACGGUGGUCUACUGGCUACAUUGUUGGAUGAGGGUCUGGCGCGUUGUUGCUUCCCGGCUUUGCCUAGCAAGGUGGGUGUUACGGCCAAUUUGAAUAUUGAUUACCGGGCUCCGGCUAUGGCGAAUCAGUAUGUUGCCCUUCGUGCGGAGACAGUUAAGGUUGAAGGUCGCAAGGCGUGGGUGGAAGGUCGGAUUGAGACUCUUCCGAUUGAUGGGACAGAUCCUGUGGUACUGGUUGAGGCUAAGGCUUUGUUUAUUGAGCCUCGACAAGCUGCUGUAAGUUGA
This is a messenger RNA of Penicillium verrucosum, 882 nucleotides long. RefSeq names its product PaaI family thioesterase. Lineage: Eukaryota; Fungi; Ascomycota; Eurotiomycetes; Eurotiales; Aspergillaceae. The record is from RefSeq and is a predicted model, not a curated record. The coding region runs from base 1 to 882 and encodes 293 amino acids. The transcript is spliced from 2 exons.